CUGAUCUGCACCUGAAAAUGAAGAUAAGGCUAUUACUGGCCACUGCUGCCCUUCUAACUAUACUACUCAGUUCAGUGGAGGCUCAAGUGGAGCCCCCCUCAGACUUGAAAUUUAAAAUAAUAAAUGAAAACACAGUGCAAAUGUCAUGGAGGAGGCCUUCAUCACAGAUAGAGGGCUACAGAAUACAAGUAGUAUCAGAUUCAGAUGACGAAAAAGAUUUUACUCUCCCUGCUUCAACUACAAGCACAUCCCUUACAGACCUGACCCCUGAUUUAGACUACUCUGUGUCAAUCAACUCCUUCUAUGGCUCAGAGGAGAGUAUACCCAUAUUUGGCCAGUUGACUAUUCAGUCCAGUAACACGAGUGGAACAGAGAAGAAACCAACAAUUUCAGAUGCUGUCAAGUGCUCUGUGAGUGCUAUAGCAGAUCUGGUCUUCCUCGUGGAUGGCUCCUGGAGUGUGGGAAGGGAAAACUUUAAGUUCAUCCGGAAUUUUAUUGGUGCCAUGGCUGGAGCUUUUGACAUUGGAGAGGACAAGACCAGGGUUGGUGUGGUGCAGUACAGCACAGACACACGCACAGAGUUUAACCUGAAUCAAUACUAUAGACGUACAGACCUCCUCAAAGCCAUCAGAAAUCUGCCCUACAAAGGCGGCAACACCAUGACAGGUGAUGCUAUGGACUAUCUGGUUAAAAACACAUUCACUGAGGCAUCUGGAGCCAGAAAAGGUUUCCCAAAAGUGGCCAUGAUCAUCACGGAUGGGAAAUCCCAAGAUCCUGUGGAUGAGUAUGCCAAAAGGCUGAGAAACAUCGGAGUGGAGAUUUUUGUCCUGGGUAUUAAAGGUGCAGAUGAGGAGGAGUUAAGAGAAAUAGCUUCUACCCCACACAACUCACAUAUUUAUAAUGUUCCAAACUUCAACAUGAUUAAGAAUGUGCAGCGUCAGCUGAUCAAUGAGGUGUGCUCUGGUGUGGAGGACCAGCUCAGUUCGCUUGUGAGUGGAGAAGAAGUUGUCGAGCCAGCUUCAAAUCUCCAAGUCACAGAGAUUUCCUCCAAAUCCAUGAGAGUAACGUGGGAUGCAUCCCUGGGAGAGGUCACAGGCUACAAGCUGCAGCUGAUUCCUAUGCUCGCAGGCAGUAAGAGACAGGAGCUGUACACAGGCCCGACCCAUACCUCUGUGAAUGUUCGAGACCUUUCCCCAGAGACUGAGUAUGAGAUCAGCCUGUUUGCCUUGAAAGGCCUGACUCCCAGUGAACCUGUUAUGGCCAUGGAGAAAACACAGCCAGUUAAAGUAUCAUUAGAUUGUUCUCUGGGGGUGGACAUACAGGCAGAUCUUGUCCUCCUGGUAGAUGGCUCCUACAGCAUAGGACUGGCAAACUUUGCUAAAGUGAGAUCUUUUCUGGAAGUGCUAGUAAAUUCCUUCGACAUUGGUCCCAACAAAGUGCAGAUCAGCUUGGUGCAGUACAGUAGAGAUCCCCACACUGAGUUUGCCCUCAACAAGCACCACGAUAUUUCUGCCGUGAUCAAGGCUGUCAGGACAUUCCCCUACCGUGGAGGCUCUACUAACACCGGCAAAGCUAUGACAUAUGUAAGAGAGAAGAUUUUUGUACCAUCCCGCGGAGCACGUAGCAAUGUGCCCCGAGUUAUGGUGCUCAUUACUGAUGGCAAGUCUUCAGACUCUUUCAAAGACCCCGCAACCAAUCUGAGGAAUGCUGAUGUGGAAAUCUUUGCUGUGGGUGUCAAGGACGCAGUGCGCUCAGAGUUGGAGGCCAUUGCAAACCCUCCUGCAGAUACCCAUGUCUUUGAGGUGGAGGACUUUGAUGCCUUUGAGAGGAUCUCUAAGGAGCUCACCCAGUCCAUUUGCCUGAGGAUUGAACAGGAACUGCUCAACAUCAAAAAGAGAAGUUUGCUCCCACCAAAAUCCCUUACGUUUUCUGAGGUGACAUCUAGGAGCUUCAGGGCACACUGGGUCUCAGAUGCCGAGGAUGUCUUGUCCUUCUUGGUCCGUUUCCGACCCUCUGCAGAUAUAACUGGUGACUACAUCUCACUGGCAGUACCAGCUGAUACCACCACAGCAAUUUUGCCUCAUCUCACUCCACUAACCACAUAUGAAGUCAAUGUCAUUGCCCAGUAUGAGAGAGGAGACAGCUUUCCUUUAACUGGAGAGGAGACCACUUUAGAAGAGCAAGGACCAGUCCGCAAUCUCUACGUGUCAGAAGAGACAACCAACAGUUUCAGGGUUACAUGGCGAGCUGCUCCAGGUUCAGUGGUGAGGUACAGAUUGUUCUACAUUCCUGUCAGUGGUGGAGAAAAAUUGGAGGCAGAGACACCAGGAAGCCAGACCACAGUUGUCCUCCAGGAGCUGCUUCCUCUCACCACCUACCGUGUUGAAGUGCUGGCUGAGUAUGUGACUGGCAUGGGGCCUGCAAUGGAGACGGAAGGCACUACUAAAGAAGUCAGGGGAAUGCCACGUGACCUGAGGGUCUUUGACGAGACAGUCUCCAGUAUGAAGCUGUCUUGGCAGGCUGCCCCAGGGAAUGUUCUUCAGUAUCGAGUGGCCUUCAAACCCACUGAGGGUGGAGAGAGGAAGGAGAUUUCUGUUAAAGGGGAUAACACAGCUGCUUUACUUAAGAACCUUCAGCCUGCCACGGAAUAUGAGAUUUUUGUUAGUGCCCGCUACACCUCUGGCCUUGGAGAUCCACUCUUGGGAAAAGGCACAACAUUGGAAGAAAUUGGCUCUCCUAAAAAUCUGGUGACUAAGGAUGUGACUGAGUCCAGCUUUGCUGUGCUGUGGACUGCUGCACCUGGCAAUGUUCGUUUGUACCGGGUUACCUGGAAAUCCCUGUUCACCGAUGAGACGGGAGAAAAAACUGUCCCGGGUGACGUUACCAGCACUGUACUGGAUGGGCUGACCCCUGAGACUCGGUACCUAGUUUCUGUUUAUGCAGCCUACGGCCAUGGAGAGGGGGAGCCACUGGUGGGAGAGGAGACCACAGAUGUGUCAGCAGAUGCCAAACUGGUAACUGUUUCUGAGGAAACAGAGAGGACCAUGAGGGUGACAUGGAAACCAGCUCCAGGCAAUGUGGUCAACUACAGGGUAACAUACAAGCCUAAGGAGGGAGGGCGUCAGCUAGCUUCCAAAGCGCCAGGCAGCACCACCACCAUCGUUCUGAGGAAGCUUCAGCCCAUUACCACAUAUGACAUUGCUGUGGUACCUGUUUAUGGGCAUGGAGAUGGAAAAGCAAGGCAAGGAGAGGGAACCACAUUGUCACCAUUCAAAAGCCCCAGAAACCUGCAAACAUCUGAACCCACUAAAACCAGUUUCAGAGUGACAUGGGACCCUGCACCUGGUAAAGUGAUGGGUUACAAGGUGACCUAUCACCCGACAGAGGAUCAGAUUGACCUGGGCGAGCUGGUAGUUGGGCCUUUUGACAAUACUGUAGUUCUGGAAGAACUCAGGGCAGGCACUAAAUACAGUGUGAAUGUAUUUGGCAUGUUUGAGGGAGGAGAGAGUUUGCCUUUGGCUGGAGAGGAGAGGACCACUGUUUUUGAUGUAACAGACUCCACACCCAUUAGCCAUCCAGAUGUGACCUGUAAGACCACAGCUCAGGCUGAUAUCGUCCUGCUGGUGGAUGGAUCUUGGAGUAUUGGCCGUCUGAAUUUUAAGACUAUCAGGGCCUUCAUUGCCCGUAUGGUGGGAGUCUUUGAUAUUGGACCCGACCGUGUCCAGAUUGGCCUGGCACAGUACAGCGGAGACCCAAAAACUGAAUGGCACCUGAAUGCCCAUAAAACACGAGAAUCCUUAUUGGAGGCUGUAGCCAAUCUGCCUUACAAAGGAGGAAACACACUAACAGGCCUCGCUUUGAACUACAUCCUUCAGAACAAUUUCAAAGCCAACGUUGGGAUGCGGCCAAACUCACGGAAAAUUGGCGUGUUGAUCACUGAUGGCAAAUCACAAGAUGACGUCAUUGAAAACUCUGAGAAUCUCCGUAUUCAGGGCAUAGAGCUCUACGCCAUUGGUGUGAAGAAUGCAGAUGAGGCUGAACUGAGGUCCAUUGCCACUGACCCUGAUGAAACACACAUGUACAAUGUCGCUGACUUCUCCUUCCUGCUCCAGAUUGUGGAUGACCUGACUGAUAACCUCUGUAACAGUGUGAAGGGCCCAGGGGGUGGUCCAGAAGCACCAACUGAUCUUGUGACCUCUGAGGUAACCCACUACUCUUUCCGAGCCACCUGGACCGGCCCCGAGGGCCCAGUGGAGAAGUACCGUGUUGAGUAUGUAACCUUAGCAGGAGGACAACCUCAACAGCUGUUUGUGGAUGGCACAGUGAAUACAAUUGUUCUGGAGGGUCUGAAUCCCCUGACGGAGUACAUUGUGAACGUUUAUUCUGUGGUUGGCGAGGAAAGCAGUGAGCCACUGAAAGGCACAGAGACUACAUUGCCUCUCAGUGCUGUGCGGAGUAUGACCAUCUACAACGUGCGUUCUACCACCAUGAGGGUGAGGUGGGUAGCAGCAGAAGGAGCUACAGGCUACAUGCUGCUCUACAGUGCUCUCAACGCCACUUCACCAUCCACAGAGAAAGAGAUGCGUGUCAGAGGAGAUGUCACGGAUGUCCAGCUUAGGCAGCUCCUUCCUAAAACUGCCUACACCCUCUCCAUCUUUGCUCUGCAUGGAGAUGCAGCCAGUGACCCUCUCACCGACCAGGCGGUGACCCUGCCACUUCCUCCAGCUGGUGAACUCAGGAUCACUGAUGUCACUCACAGCACCAUGCUGCUGAACUGGGAUGAGGCACCAGGCGCAGUUCGAAAAUACAUUAUCACCUACAAACCUGAGGAUGGAGAGAUUAAAGAGCUUGAAGUAGGAGGAGAUGUGACCACCAAACAGCUUGAUAACCUUAUCUCUCAGACUGAGUAUGAUGUUACUGUCACUCCAGUGUAUGACUCUGGAACUGCUAAUGCCAUGACAAACCAGGCCAUCACAGGUGUUGUUCCAGCUCCUAAGAACCUGAGGUUCUCUGAGGUAACUCAGACUAGUUUCAGAGCCACCUGGGAACAUGGAGCUCCUGAUGUGGCUCUGUACCGUAUCGGCUGGACCAAGAAAGGAGAUGAUAAUAUACAAUAUGACAUCUUAAGCAGUGAGGACACCACCAGUUUGUUACAGAAUCUUGAGCCAGACACCAUGUACGAUGUGUCUGUCACAGCUAUUUAUCCUGAUGAAUCAGAGAGCGAGGAUCUCAUUGGCAGUCAACGCACACUAUCCAAGAUUAUCACACCUGCUCCUUCUGGACCCCCCAUGAACCUGCAAGUAUUUAAUGCCACAACCACAACCCUCACUGUGAGAUGGGAUCACGCACCUGGUCGCGUCCAGAAUUAUAGGAUCACAUAUGUGCCUGUGGAUGGAGGAAGAACUCAAACGACUCAGGUUGGUGGAAAGAAGAACACAGUUAUUCUGCAGAAGCUAAUACCAGACACACCCUAUUCCAUCACUGUGGCUGCAAUCUAUGCCAGUGGAGAUGCAAAGGACAUAUCUGGUCAAGGAAAGACCAAACCCCUCGGUGGGGUGAGAAACCUUCAGGUCACUGACCCAACCACCAGCACUCUGAACGUGCGGUGGGAUGCUGCGGAGGGCAACGUCCGGCAGUACAGAAUCUAUUAUCAGCCUGCCACUGGAGGUGCUGAGGAUAUGGUCCAGGUCCCAGGCAGCAGCACUAGCACCGUUCUGAAAAACCUGUUGUCUGACACUGUCUACACUGUCACUGUGGUGCCUGUGUACCCACCAGGAGAAGGCAAACGCAUGUCUGAAAAUGGCAAAACAUUGGCUCGAACUCCAGCAAGGAACAUCCAGGUGUACAACCCAACCACUAACACACUGAAUGUACGCUGGGAACAUGCUUCUGGCCCAGUCCAGCAGUACCGAGUUGUUUAUGCUCCUCUUACUGGAACCCGUCCUUCUGAGUCUGUCGUGGUGCCAGGAAACACUAACACAGCCUUCCUAGAACAGCUCAUCCCAGACACUGAAUACUCUGUUGGAGUCGUUGCCCUUUACACUGAUGGAGAAGGUCCAUCGGUGAAUGACAACGGCAAAACACUUCCACGGAGUGGACCCAGAAACCUUCGCGUGUAUGAUCCCACUACCAGUACUCUGACUGUAUUAUGGGAGCAUGCUGAGGGACCUGUGCAACAGUACCGCAUUGGCUAUGCACCCACCACUGGAGACCCCAUUGAAGAGUUUACUACUGUCCCUGGAAACAGGAACAACAUUAUCCUACAGAACCUGCAGCCAGAUACACCAUACAAGAUCAAUGUAGUGGCCAUUUACCCAGAUGGACCUGGGGGAGAGCUGUCUGGAGAUGGACACACUUUGGGAUUGCUAGAGCCACGUAACUUGCGUGUGUCAGACGAAUGGUACACUCGUUUCCGUGUGUCCUGGGACCCGGCACCCGCUAAGGUUGUGGGCUACAAACUGGUCUACACACCUGCAGGCACUGAUAACCCUAUGGAAGUGUUUGUUGGAGACGUGACCACUUACAACCUUCACAACCUGCAACCAGGCACCACCUAUGACCUGAAAGUGUUUGCCCAAUAUGAAGCUGGAAUGAGUGGAGCUCUCACUGGACAGGGAACCACUUUAUUCCUGAAUGUCACUGGUCUCACAACAUACAACGUUGGUUAUGAUUCAUUCUGUAUGAAAUGGACACCUCACAGAGCUGCCACGUCCUACAGGCUCAAAGUCAAUCCAUUUGACCCCUCUAACCUUGGUGCUCAGGAGGUGACUAUAACUGCGGCAGAGAGUCAGUAUUGUUUUGAUGGUCUGUCUCCUGAUGCACUGUACAACGCUACAGUCUACACUCAGACUCCAAAUCUGGAAGGACCAGGAGUGAGCGUCAAGGAGCGCACAUUGGUGAAGCCCACUGAAAUUCCCACAGAACCCCCAACACCUCCUCCUCCCCCAACCAUCCCCCCUGCUCUGGAAGUGUGCAAAGGAGCCAAAGCUGAUUUGGUCUUCCUCAUUGAUGGCUCAUGGAGUAUUGGCGACGAAAGUUUCAGCAAGGUCAUCCAGUUUGUGUUCAGCAUGGUUGGAGCUUUCGAUGUCAUCAGUCCCAAGGGCAUGCAGGUGUCUUUUGUGCAGUACAGUGAUGAUGCCAAGACUGAGUUCAAGUUGAACACAUACCAUGAUAAAGGAAUGGCAUUAUCUGCUCUUCAAAUGGUGCGCUACAGAGGAGGAAACACCAAAACAGGUGCUGCCCUCAAGCAUGUUGGGGAAAAGGUUUUCACCUCAGACAAUGGCAUGAGGAGGAAUGUUCCAAAGGUCCUGGUUGUGGUUACCGAUGGACGUUCUCAAGAUGAGGUUAAGAAGAGUGCUUCUAAGCUGCAGCAUGCAGGCUAUAGUGUGUUUGUGGUUGGAGUGGCAGAUGUGGACAUGACAGAACUGAGGAACAUUGGAAGCAAACCCAGCGAGAGACAUGUCUUUGUUGUUGAUGACUAUGAUGCAUUUGCAAAGAUUCAAGACAACCUCAUCACCUUUAUCUGUGAAACAGCAACAUCAACCUGUCCACUGAUAUACAUCAAUGGAUUCACAUCUCCAGGCUUCAGGAUGCUGGAGGCUUUCAAUAUCACCGAUCGGACCUUCGCAGCAAUGAACGGAGUGUCCAUGGAACCUGGUUCUUUUAACAGUUACAUUGCCUACAGACUCCACAAGAAUGCAUUCCUCUCUCAACCCACAAAGGAAAUACACCCAGAUGGGUUGCCUCCAUCUUACACCAUCAUUCUUCUUUUCCGUCUCCUUCCGGACUCUCCCACUGAUGCUUUCGAUAUCUGGCAGAUAGCUGAUCGCAAUAACAACCCUGAAGUUGGACUGACCAUCAACCCCUCCAGCAGAGUUCUCUCAUUCUAUAAUAAAGACACCAGGGGAGAGAUUCAGAAGGUUACCUUUGACAGUGAUCCAGUGAAGAAGAUCUUUCAUGGAAGCUUCCACAAGCUCCAUAUUUCCAUUUCUCCAAACUCAGUCAAACUGCUCGUGGACUGCCAAGAGGUGGCAGAGAAAGAGAUCAAAGAGGCUAACAACAUCUCUACAGAUGGCUAUGAAGUCCUUGGCAAAAUGGCAAGGUCUGGUGGUUCACAGAGAGAGUCAGCCACAUUCCAGCUCCAGCUGUUUGAUAUUGUUUGCAGCUUAAGUUGGACAAGUCGGGACAAAUGUUGUGACCUGCCAGCUACGAGAGAUGAGGCAAAAUGUCCAGCACUUCCUCACUCCUGCACAUGUACUCAGGAUAGUGUUGGCCCCCAGGGGCCCCCAGGCCCUCCGGGUGGGCCUGGAAUGAAAGGCCCACGCGGUGACAGGGGAGAAUCUGGACCAACGGGUGCAAUGGGACCACGUGGAGAACAGGGUCUUCCAGGCCCAAUGGGGCCACCAGGCCCACAGGGACCUCCUGGACUGUCAAUUCCUGGAGAGCCUGGUCGGGUUGGACCAAAGGGAGACCCUGGUGAUCCGGGGAUGCCUGGAUUAAUCGGAUCCCCUGGUCCUCCUGGACCUCUUGGGCCUGUUGGACUAGCUGGAGCUAGGGGCCCACCAGGGAAAGAAGGACCAUCUGGACCAAGAGGCCCACCAGGACCAAUGGGAAGCCCUGGAGCACCUGGGAUGCCGGGAGUUACUGGACAACCAGGAAAAUCUGGAGAGAAUGGACUGCCAGGAGCAGUUGGUAUGAAAGGAGAAAAGGGUGAGAGGGGAGAUUCUGCUUCGCAAAAUAUGAUGCGUUCCAUAGCCAGACAAGUCUGUGAGCAAGUAAUCAACAGACAAAUGAGCCGGGUUGAUAUGAUGUUGAAUCAGAUCCCUACCGGUUACCGUAGCAACAGUCCCGGUCCUGCUGGACCUCCUGGUUCUCCAGGCCUCCCAGGACCUCCUGGAGAACCUGGCCAAACUGGACGCAAUGGGUUCCCUGGAAAUCCAGGAUUACCUGGACCUCAAGGAGAGAGAGGGUUGCCAGGUGAGAAGGGAGACCGGGGAAACCCUGGCAUUGGCACUCAGGGACAGAGAGGCCCCUCUGGACCGCCAGGACCACCAGGCUUGUCCCAGACUGGUCCUCCAGGUCCAUCAGGCUCUCCUGGAUCUCGUGGCCCUCCAGGACGCCAGGGUAGCCCAGGGGUCAGAGGACCACCAGGCCCCCCUGGGUAUUGUGACUCCUCUCAGUGUGUAGGAAUCCCUUACAAUGGGCAAGGAUACCCAGGCCGCUACCAGCCUGAGCCCGAUACCUUCGUAGUGCCCAUUCCAGAGGAACCUACAGAAGACACUGAGACAGAGAUACAGUCGCCAGGUUAUACACGAAACCUGCGUGGAAAGAGAUCACUACCAAGACAGAAAACUGAAAGAAUAGCAUCACAAUCCUAAAAAAAUGUCUAUAUUUCUUUUAAAGUUUUUUACAUUUUUGAGUCUAUGAAGAGAAAAAGUCUUAAGAGCAAAAUGUAAAACUUUUUAUAUGCUUACUUUAUACUACCAAAACAUAUUCCUCAGCAAGAUCAAGUGGAAAUAAGGCUGAUUUGAAACCUGUGUCCGUGCCAACUGCUCCCCAAAGUGUCUUUGCUUGUAACAUAAGUGCAAUGUGUGUUCCUAAGUCUUAUGUUCAAUACCCUAAUCAUAUGACAAGCAGCAUUCAAAUUUGUUGUUAACAAAACAAUAAGGAUCCAUGUACCAACCCAGGAUAGAAUUCAGGGCAAAUUUCUCGGUUUAGAUUCUUUUGUUGCUGGUCAAUUUUUUGUUGCGCCUUUUGUCUAGUGUUAUCGGUCAGAGCGUCAUCUUCAUUUCCAAACAUAGCUUUUAUAUCUUAAAGGAAAUAUGUAUCUAUUUUAGUAUACAAACUCACAACUGACUUUUACCAGCAGUGGAAUUGCAUGUAUGUGUUGUAUAUUUAGUAAGAACUGUUCAAGAUCAGAAUAUAGUUUUGGUUUUUUGUUUGUUUUUCUAUCUCAAAUGCAGUUGGAAUUUGUUCUGCAGGACAUAGAUUUGCAUCUUUCAUGUUUAAACUGCACAUUGUGAAUUCCACAGCCUUAUUUUCUUAUUUAUUUCUGAAUCAGAAGAGGCAUUUUUCAAUAAAACUACUGAAAACAUUUGA
Chanos chanos (milkfish) is the source of this 10098-nucleotide messenger RNA. RefSeq names its product collagen, type XII, alpha 1a (gene col12a1a). Lineage: Eukaryota; Metazoa; Chordata; Actinopteri; Gonorynchiformes; Chanidae. Bases 18 to 9377 code for a protein of 3119 amino acids. The record is from RefSeq and is a predicted model, not a curated record. The transcript is spliced from 65 exons. Gene Ontology annotation, molecular function: protein binding.